AUGGCCAUGAUCGCCUUGAAGUGUCCCCACAUCGAGGUGUACGUCGUCGACAUUAGCAAGCCUCGCAUUGCCGCUUGGAACAGCGAUCGCCUCCCUAUCUACGAGCCAGGCCUUGACGAUGUUGUCAAGGAGUGCCGAGGGAGGAAUUUGUUUUUCAGCACGGAGGUCCAGAAGUAUGUGGCUCUCUGCGAUAUCAUCUUUGUCAGCGUCAACACUCCCACAAAGACCAGGGGUCUAGGAGCCGGAAAGGCCGCCGAUUUGACAUACUGGGAGAGCGCUGCCCGCAUGAUUGCAGAUGUUUCAAACUCUCCCAAGAUUGUUGUGGAGAAGUCAACAGUCCCUGUGAAGACCGCAGAAGCCAUUGAGAAGAUUUUGACACACACCAAGAGUGGUGUCCAAUUUGAUAUCCUGUCAAACCCAGAGUUCCUUGCUGAAGGAACCGCCAUGGAUGAUCUGCAGAAGCCUGACCGCGUCCUUAUCGGUGGUCAGGAGACGGAUUCCGGUCGCAAGGCCAUGGCUACGCUGAAGUCAGUAUACGCCAACUGGGUGCCCGACGAGAACAUUCUCACCACCAACCUCUGGUCCGCGGAGCUGUCGAAACUCGCAGCCAACGCGUUUCUGGCGCAAAGAAUUUCCUCCAUCAACGCUAUCUCUGCCCUGUGCGAGUCAACGGGUGCCAACGUGUCCGAAGUGGCCUUCGCUAUCGGCAAGGACACUCGCAUUGGCAGGCGCUUCCUCCAAUCCAGCGUUGGCUUUGGCGGCUCCUGCUUUCAGAAGGAUAUUCUGAACCUGGUGUACAUCUGCGAGUGCAAUGGGCUCUUGGAGUGCGCCAAGUACUGGCAGCAGGUGAUCGACAUCAACGACUACCAGAAGAACCGCUUCGUCAAGAGGAUCGUGUCGUCCAUGUUCAACACGGUGUCCGGCAAGAAGAUCGCCAUCUUCGGGUUUGCCUUCAAGAAGGACACUGGCGACACUCGCGAGACGCCCGCCAUCGACGUGUGCCACGGGCUGCUCAACGACCGCGCGUACCUCCACAUCUACGACCCCGAAGUCACUGAGGAGCAGAUUCGGAGGGACCUGGGCACGGGCAAGUUUGAGUGGGACCACCCACUCCCAAUGCAGUCGCCCACCUCAAUGGACGCAUCUUCCCGCGUCACAGUCGACGCAUCUCCCUACGAGGCGGCCAAGGAUGCGUCAUGCAUUGCAGUGGUCACCGAGUGGGACGAGUUCAAGACUCUGGAUUACCAGAAGCUGUACGACGGCAUGCAAAAGCCCGCGUUUAUCUUUGACGGGAGGAACGUUCUGGAUGUGGAGGCGCUGAGGAAGAUUGGGUUUAUUGUGUACUCGAUUGGCAAGCCACUUGAUCCCUGGGUGAAAGACCUGGCUAUCUCUAUCUAG
Closterium sp. Naga37s-1 is the source of this 1398-nucleotide messenger RNA. Lineage: Eukaryota; Viridiplantae; Streptophyta; Zygnematophyceae; Desmidiales; Closteriaceae. The record is from the annotation of a GenBank genome assembly.